Messenger RNA from Brassica rapa (field mustard), 549 nucleotides. Its product is annotated as U-box domain-containing protein 52. The record is from RefSeq and is a predicted model, not a curated record. NCBI's taxonomy places the organism in Eukaryota, Viridiplantae, Streptophyta, Magnoliopsida, Brassicales, Brassicaceae.
ACAUGUAAGUUACUUACUUGCUCUGGCUCUGAAACAGAGUCCCAAAGCGAGGUGGUUCAAAUGGAUACGAGUUCUAGCGAGAUGGAGCAGUCGGAAGUAUCUACAGGGAGAGGGAUGGAGAUUGUACAGAGAGGUGAUGAAGGGAAGAAGAGAAUCAAUAGGAAUGAGAGCUUUGGUGCAUCGUUUCCAAUGGGAGUGGAGGCGUACAACGCGAUGAGCUGGACUUCUAGAUGGAGAGAUCAUGAGGACAGGAGAGAGGCCGUGAGCUCGUCUUCAAGCAACAGCCACGAGAUAGCAAACAUGGAUUGGAGAGCAGUGGCUCCUGAGAGUGAGAACUCUUCUUUGGUUUCUCAGGAAGCUUCUAACACGUCUGAAGGACUCCUCAGUGUCAACUCCGUCACCGAUAAUCAGGCGAAUCUGAGCUUUGAGAUAGAGAGGCUAAGAGCCGAACUGAAACAUGUUGAGGAGAUGCAUGCCAUGACUCAAAACGAGACCGUCGAUACCUCGAAAAAGGUUUUAACAAAGAUUUUUCAACUGCAUAGACCGUGA